Molecule: messenger RNA, 2158 nt
Organism: Glossina fuscipes
Lineage: Eukaryota; Metazoa; Arthropoda; Insecta; Diptera; Glossinidae
Product: glucose dehydrogenase [FAD, quinone]-like
Exons: 2
Coding region: 138-2039 (633 amino acids)
Molecular function (GO): flavin adenine dinucleotide binding; ecdysone oxidase activity
Source: RefSeq, a predicted model, not a curated record
UCAAAAAUGAUUCUGAUUAUAGUAUGACUGCUGUUGCUGUUCGUGUCGUUAAAACUCUAAAAUACUUGAAAGUUAAAUAAUAGUAAGAAAUUGUUUGCAAACAUCUUUGCAUCUUUGUUAACUUAACGCUUACGUCAAUGGACGCAAUCAGCUUAUUAACACCUAAUAACACAUUAUGUACCCAACCCCAUGUUGGUGUAGUUAAUGCCAUGGUUAAUGUACUAAUGCAAGCAUUAUUAGCAGCACAAUGUCAGAUAGCAACUGAUAGUUAUUGGCCGAUGGAUUAUGGCGAUGAAGCCUUGAAUAAAGGUGUCGAAAAAUAUGAUUUUGUGGUGAUAGGAGCGGGAUCGGCGGGUUCUGUGAUCGCCAGUCGCUUAAGUGAGAAUCCUAAUUGGCGUAUUUUAGUCCUGGAAGCGGGAGGAAAUCCUCCCAUCGAAUCAGAAAUACCCAGGCUGUUCUUUGGCGUGCAACAUUCGAAUUACACUUACAAUUACUUUUCGGAACGCAAUGAACGUUAUUGCUUGGCUACGAACGACGAACGUUGCUAUUGGCCGCGUGGCAAAUUUAUAGGCGGAUCAGGUGCCAUCAAUGCAAUGUUAUAUGUGCGUGGAAAUCGUCAAGAUUAUGAUCAGUGGUUAGCUGAAGGUAACCCUGGCUGGGGUUUCAAUGACGUUUGGCCGUAUUUUGAAAAGUCUAUAAGACCAACUGGCAAUUCAACUCAUCCGCAAGGAUAUGUGACCUUAAAUGAAUAUCCCGUUUAUGAGAAAGAUCUUUACUCAACUAUCUAUAACGGCGCUGAAGAAUUGGGUGUACCGAAAGUUGACGAUUUCGUUGAAGGUAGUUAUCUGGGUUACGCAACCGUGAAAUCGACCGUCAGUAAUGGUCAGCGUAUGAGCACCGGAAAAACUUAUUUGGGUAAAGUGAUGGACCGACCCAACUUGAAGGUUAUCAAAAAUGCUCAAGUUACUAAACUUCAUUUUGAUGAAAAUCAAAAACACGUUCUCUUAGUAGAGUAUAUGCUACGCGAUAAAUAUUUAAUGGGAGUUGAGGUAGGCAAAGAAGUUAUUUUAUCUGCCGGUACAAUAGAUAGUGCUAAAUUACUUAUGCUUUCUGGUAUUGGUCCAAGAUCUCUUUUACAAUCGUUCGACAUACCUGUUAAGCAUGAUUUACCCAUAGGUGAAAAUCUGCAAGAUCACGUUUAUGUACCCGUUUUUUGGAGGGCAUAUGAAAAUCUUAGUGAAUCUUUGACAGAACUCCAUAUAUUGGAUAACAUUUAUCAAUAUUUAAUACAUAGACGUGGGCCUUUUAGCACAACUGGUACCGCUCCGUUAACAGCAUUUUUACAAACAGACGCUAACGAAAACUUCGAACCUUAUCCGAACCUUGAAAUACACCAUAUCACAGUGGUUCGGGGUGACUUUAUAGCUUUGGAUGUCUAUUUGAGAUGUAUACCAAUUGCCGAACGCUAUCGUCCUUACUUCCGGGCUAUAGUUGAAAAAUCCCAUCUCCUCGGUAUGUAUAUUACACUCGCCAAGCCUUUAUCUAAAGGUGUUUUAAAACUAAAAUCCUCUGAUUAUCGGGAUAAGCCCAUUAUCGAUGCUAAUUAUUUAUCGAGCCCAGAAGAAGUCGAUACGUUGCUAAAAGGCUUAGACUAUACAAUGCGCUUAGAAAAGACCAAUGCAUUUCGUAAAAGUCGCAGCGAAAUCGCUCAUAUUCCUAUAGAAGAAUGCGAUAAAUACGAAUUUAAAUCACGCGACUAUUGGAAAUGCUAUAUCAAAUAUUUCUCUACAACUCUUUAUCAUCAUGUGGGAACCGUGAAAAUGGCUCCAAAAACUGAUCCAACCGGUUGCGUUGAUCAUCAUUUAAAAUUGCAUGGCGUUGAUAACUUACGAGUAGUAGAUGCUUCCAUUAUGCCGAAGCUGCCCAGUUGUAAUACAAACGCUCCAACCAUAAUGAUUGCCGAACGUGCUACAGAUUUUAUCAAAACCGAAUGGGUUAAACAUGUUAAAGCCUAUGAUAAUCACAGCGACGAGUUGUAACAAAAAACAAAAAACAAAAAUCAUAAACAAAAACAAAUUUUUAUAUAACAUUAGUCAGAUACAGACCAUUCAUAAAACCUUUUAAUGAGUAUUUUGUGUGCAUUAAGUUUUCUUUUCUU